Messenger RNA from Apus apus (common swift), 2324 nucleotides. RefSeq names its product Rho GTPase activating protein 44 (gene ARHGAP44). Gene Ontology annotation, biological process: signal transduction; neurotransmitter receptor transport, endosome to postsynaptic membrane; regulation of actin cytoskeleton organization. The transcript is spliced from 18 exons. Lineage: Eukaryota; Metazoa; Chordata; Aves; Apodiformes; Apodidae. Gene Ontology annotation, cellular component: intracellular anatomical structure; presynaptic active zone; dendritic spine. The record is from RefSeq and is a predicted model, not a curated record. Bases 41 to 1807 code for a protein of 588 amino acids. Gene Ontology annotation, molecular function: protein binding; GTPase activator activity.
GCCCCCGCUGCCCUCCUGCCCUGCCCGCGCUGCCGCCACCAUGAAGAAGCAAUUCAACCGCAUGCGCCAGCUCGCCAACCAGACGGUGGGCAGGGCUGAGAAGACGGAGGUUUUGAGCGAAGAUCUCCUGCAGGUGGAGAAGCGCCUGGAGCUGGUGAAGCAGGUCUCGCACAGCACCCACAAGAAGCUGACAGCAUGUCUGCAGGGCCAGCAGGGCCUGGAGGCCGACAAGCGCUCGAAGAAGCUGCCGCUGACGACGCUGGCGCAGUGCCUGACGGAGGGGUCGGCCGUGCUGGGCGAGGACUCCCUGCUGGGGAAGAUGCUGCGGCUGUGUGGGGAGGCAGAGGACAGGCUGGCUCAGGAGCUCAUCCACUUCGAGCUGCAAGUGGAGAGGGAUGUCAUCGAGCCCCUCUUCGUGCUGGCUGAGGUGGAAAUCCCAAAUAUCCAAAAGCAGAGGAAGCACUUGGCGAAGCUCGUGCUGGACAUGGACUCCUCCAGGACAAGGUGGCAGCAGUCGGUGAAGUCCUCAGGUUUGUCCAGCAACCUGCAGCCCUCGGGUGCCAAAGCCGACGCUCUCAGGGAGGAGAUGGAGGAGGCAGCCAACAGAGUGGAGAUCUGCAGGGACCAGCUCUCAGCUGACAUGUACAAUUUUGUGGCCAAAGAAGUAGACUAUGCAAACUAUUUUCAAACACUGAUCGAGGUGCAGGCAGAGUACCAUCGGAAAUCCUUAGCGCUUCUGCAGAAUGUCCUGCCUCAAAUUAAAGCCCAGCAGGAGGCAUGGAUGGAGAAGCCCUCCUUCGGGAAGCCCCUGGAGGAGCACCUGGCAGUCAGCGGGCGGGAGAUCGCCUUCCCCGUGGAGGCCUGUGUCACCAUGUUGCUGGAGUGUGGCAUGCAGGAGGAGGGUCUGUUCCGAGUGGCUCCCUCGGCCUCCAAGCUGAAGAAGCUCAAGGCUGCCCUGGACUGCUGCGUGGUGGAUGUGCAGGAGUACUCAGCAGACCCACACGCCAUCGCAGGAGCCCUCAAGUCCUACCUACGAGAGCUGCCGGAGCCCCUCAUGACGUUCGAGUUGUAUGAUGAGUGGAUCCAGGCCUCCAACAUCCCGGAGCAGGAGAAGCGGCUGCAGGCUCUCUGGAGCGCCUGCGAGAAGCUGCCCAGAGCCAACUACAACAACAUCAGGUACCUGAUUAAAUUCCUGGCCAAGCUGACUGAGUACCAGGACAUGAACAAAAUGACUCCGAGUAACGUGGCCAUCGUGCUGGGACCCAACCUCCUCUGGCCACAGGCAGACGGGAACAUGACGGAGAUGAUGACGACCGUCUCGCUGCAGAUUGUGGCCAUCAUCGAGCCGCUCAUCCAGCACGCAGACUGGUUCUUCCCUGGAGACAUCGAGUUCAACGUGACGGGCAACUACGGCAGCCCCAUGCACAUCAACCACAACGCCAACUACAGCUCCAUGCCCUCCCCGGACAUGGACCACGCCGACCGCCGGCAGCACGACCAGGCGCGCCGGCCCCUCAGCGUGGCCACGGACAAUAUGAUGCUGGAGUUUUACAAGAAGGAUGGCCUUAGGAAAAUCCAAAGCAUGGGCGUCAGGGUGAUGGACACGUCCUGGGUGGCUCGGCGGGGCACCCCAGCGGUGCGCAAGGCGUCCUGCACCCCGCCGGCCGCGCAGCCCCCCGCGCCCCCCGCCGAGCUCCCCGCCACCCCCCACUCGCCCAUUCCUGAGCAAUCCCCGGAUAUUUCAGCGACCCCCUCUCCGCCUCCCACCAGCUUCGGCUUCCCCCCGGCAGCCGAGCGGACAAGGUAAGGCCACCCUGUGUCCCCAGCCCGGGAAUCCUCCCCGUGAGUGAAUCCAGCAGCAAAAAACUCCACAGCCACAGCACAGGCAGUGGGAGAGGAUGCUCAGCAUCCCUGGGAGAGGAGCAGCAUUCCAGGGACACCAGGAGAGGAUGCUCAGCAUCCCUGGGAGAGGAGCAGCAUUCCAGGGACACCAGGAGAGGAUGGUCAGCAUCCCUAGGAAAGGAAUAGAAUUCCAGGGACAGCAGGAGAGGAUGCUCAGCGUUCCCAGGAGAGGAGCGAUGGGAACCACGUGGCCUUCAGGGAUUUUCCUGCCGCUCCUUGCCCGGGUAUCUGGGCUGUUGCCAGUUCUGGACUGCAGGAGUCAGGAAGGGGCCAGGAAAAUCUCAAAGGAUCCCGGUGUCCCCCGGGCCCUUCCUGUGCCCCAGGACUGUGUCCAACUUCAAUUUGCACAGCCUAGGUGGCAGAACGUCCUUGAAUUCCCGGUUUCUGCCCCCAAAAUGUCCCCGGGAUGCACCCAUGGGUGG